AAAUAUAGGCAAAAAUAAUCAAGAUCACACCAUACAUUUAUUUGUGUGAGUAGAUGAUUGGAGAGACAAGUUAUGGGUGAGAACAACAUGUGUACACCAUCCUCACCCCACUGGUGGUGACCUACAGCUGUACGGCUUUAAGAUGAAGUCAUUUGAUAUAUCGGCUUUCUUCUUGAAGCAAAUUGCUAGUGAUGAUGACAUGUCACCAGCUAUUGCAGCCAUGAAAGCACUGAUGGAGUCAUUACGACUGGAUGAUUCAACAACAUUACAGGAGUUUAUUGAGAAAAUGAAAGAUGCACGAGAAGCUCUGAGUAAGACGGAUGUGUCGGUGGUGUCCGUGUCAUCCGGAUGUGAACUUUUUUUGCGUUUCAUCACUUUGUCGCAUAAGGAAUUAGAGCAGGCUGCGGAUUUUGCCUCAUGUCGAGAAAUUCUUUUGAGGCGUGGGGAAGAUUUUAUCAAAAGUAUGCAAGAGAGUCGCAGAAAGAUAUUACGCUCGAGUAAUAAUUUGAUUAAAGAUGGAAUGGUGAUUCUUACUCAUUCAAGAUCACGAAAUGUUUUGGCAGUUAUGACAGAGGCAGCCAGACAAGGCAGACAGUUUACUGUUUUUGUUACAGAAUCACAACCAGAUUGUUCAGGGCACAGAGUUGCAGAUGAUUUAAGAGCAGUUGGAAUACCUUGUACAGUGAUCUUGGAUGCAGCUGUGGGUUAUAUCAUGGAACGAGUCAGUGCUGUUAUGGUAGGAGCCGAGGGAGUUUGUGAGAAUGGAGGGAUUCUCAAUAAGAUUGGGAGCUGUACUCUUGCAACAUUGGCUCACAUGAAGAACAAACCAGUCUAUGUAUUGGUGGAGAGCUACAAGUUUAUUCGUACAAUUCCUCUCAAUAACUCCUCCCUUCCCAAAAUUUAUCUGCAUCGUGCAUCUGUCCUGAAUUCUGGCAGUGACCUCAUACGUGAGCAUCCUCUGGUUGACUACACACCGCCAGAAAACUUGACACUACUUUAUACCGACCUUGGGGUGUUGCCCACUUCAGCUAUCACCGAGCACCUCAUCAAAUUGUAUACAUAGGACAAAAGUAUUUACUGUAUUGAGGAAAAAAUAAAAAAAGCAUAGUGUUGAUUAAAAAAUAAUGUUUUAAUGAUAAGAAGCUUACCUUGCAUUCAUGUAAAGUAGAAUUAUAUAAUGUACUGCUGGGUAAUGGAAAGAAUGUGAGGGAUUCUAUGUUUUUUAUUAUGGAAAUUAAAGUCUCUUCAUUUGA
Homarus americanus (American lobster) is the source of this 1253-nucleotide messenger RNA. RefSeq names its product translation initiation factor eIF-2B subunit alpha-like (gene eIF2Balpha). The transcript has 7 exons. Gene Ontology annotation, biological process: translational initiation. The coding region runs from base 143 to 1063 and encodes 306 amino acids. The record is from RefSeq and is a predicted model, not a curated record. Gene Ontology annotation, molecular function: translation initiation factor activity; guanyl-nucleotide exchange factor activity. Gene Ontology annotation, cellular component: eukaryotic translation initiation factor 2B complex. Lineage: Eukaryota; Metazoa; Arthropoda; Malacostraca; Decapoda; Nephropidae.